Eufriesea mexicana is the source of this 875-nucleotide messenger RNA. It is a transcript of the gene Pis, whose product is annotated as phosphatidylinositol synthase. NCBI's taxonomy places the organism in Eukaryota, Metazoa, Arthropoda, Insecta, Hymenoptera, Apidae. Gene Ontology annotation, biological process: phosphatidylinositol biosynthetic process. The transcript is spliced from 5 exons. The coding region runs from base 157 to 810 and encodes 217 amino acids. Gene Ontology annotation, molecular function: CDP-diacylglycerol-inositol 3-phosphatidyltransferase activity. Gene Ontology annotation, cellular component: membrane; Golgi apparatus. The record is from RefSeq and is a predicted model, not a curated record.
UGACGUUAUAGGUUGUCUAUAUUUCUCUCUACAGUAACUCAGAUUAAAUAGAAGACAGCGCAGCGUGUAUAAGUAGUUGGAUAAUUGUAAAGUUCGUAUAGUUAAUUGAUUCCGUUCCUAUUUCCAAAACAGUGAGGAAUAAUCAGAGGCGGCAAAAUGACAAAAUCUGAGAAUAUUUUCUUGUUUGUGCCCAACAUUAUUGGCUAUGGCAGAGUGAUUUUGGCUAUUAUAUCUUUCUAUCUUAUGACAACUAACUAUAUUAUUGCAUCAUGGUGUUACAUUAUUAGUGCACUAUUAGAUGCAGUAGAUGGUUAUGCAGCAAGAUAUUUUAAUCAAGGUACCAAAUUUGGUGCUAUGUUAGAUCAGUUAACUGAUCGUAUUGGUACCAUGUGCCUUUUAGCUACACUGUGUAUAUUUUAUCCAUCAUAUUCAUUCUGGUUUCAAUUAAGCAUGGCCAUUGACAUUAGUUGCCACUGGAUAUAUUUGCAUACGUCACUUUUGCAAGGAAAAACAAACCACAAAUUUCUUUCUAUGUCUGAAAAUUCAGUCCUAAGGCUGUAUUACACUGAUCGUACGGUCCUGUUUAUUAUGUGUGCUGGUAAUGAAGCCUUUUAUGCUGCAUUAUAUCUCCUUUACUUUACUGAAGGACCUAUUUUUCUCGGUAUAAGUUUAUUGAGAUUGGUAAUGUACCUUUCUGCACCUAUAGCAUUUAUUAAAUCUGGUAUCUCAUUGUUACAUGGAUACAUAUCCUGUAUCAAUUUAAGCAUCAUUGAUCUCAAAGAAAGGCAAGGACAGCCAAAAGUAAAUUAGAUUGUUGCAUUUAUUUAAUAUUACUUAGACAACUUGUAUGUUAUUGAUUGACCUUCCUAAUUUAA